Messenger RNA from Rotaria socialis, 309 nucleotides. NCBI's taxonomy places the organism in Eukaryota, Metazoa, Rotifera, Eurotatoria, Philodinida, Philodinidae. The record is from the annotation of a GenBank genome assembly.
AUGAGUGAUGAAGGUUUGAAUAAUAAAAUUGGAAUUGAUACUAAAACUGGUUUCGUUUGUGGAGGAAACAGAUGGAAGUUUGAAGCAUGGAUCGAUAAUAUGGGUUCAAGUGAUAAAGCAAAUAAUAAAGGCCAUCCAGCUACACCAACAGAUGGAUCUGCUGUUAAAUUAGUUGGAUUAUCUAGAACUGUUAUUGCUUGGAUUCUUCAAAUGAAUCAAGAAGGACAUUAUCCAUAUGAUUCUGUUGAAACAUCUACUGGUAGUUAUUUAUUUUAUUUUGAAAAUAUUUAUUUUCUUCUUUUUGUUUAA